AAGAAGAAACUGUGUAAAGUAUUGACCGGAUUGGUGACAGUGAUGAGGAUGUACAAUGUGACAAUGAUAUGACGUUUUUCCGUGAAUAUCAUUCAGUUUUACUCAACCAUAUGACAUUUGUCUCUAGUCCGUGUUCUCAGUUGAACUGCGGAUGUGUGAAACACGUCAUUAAUUUAUGUGUAUCCGAUUCGCAAUAAGACUUCAAUAAUACAUCGACUUAGCUGGGAAAGUGCAGUUGCUUGUAUAAUAGACUUCCUCCUGUCUCUGAUUGCGACCUGAAGACGCCGACGCUGAAGACUUUCAUUGAUUGAAGGCUGCUAAAUGGAACGUAUAUGAAGUGUUUGUAGACCGAGUUCAGCCCAGAUAAGAUUGUGCCUGGCGGUUGUAUGGUGGCGUUAUUUCCGCCUCGUCACAUCUGUAACAAACGAAGUAUAACGGUUUGUCAAGUGAUCGGAGAAGUAGGGUUAUACACACAGAGAAUCUGUCUGGCUCGUGAUCUGCCGCUUUAUUGAGGAUCACGCCUCAUUGGACACGCUGGACUCGAACCAGUCUCGAAGGAUUAGCUGUUCAUAUAUUCUAUAAAUCUCCCUAGCUGGAUUUUGCUGAAUUAGCUGUUUAUAAGUAAGAUUAUCGAUCUGACGUAAUUAUAUUUUCAUCUGAUUGCCUGGGGAACAGUGGUAGUAUUAGCGAGGUAGGUAGGUAGGUGCAGCAUCGAUCGUGCAUUGUUUGGAACAGACUUGUCGAGGAGUGUGCAGGCGGUUGUGUUGGAUGAUAGUUCAUCUCCGAACUUCACUUCUGGACACGACUCUCACUUAAAUGCAUUGAUGUUGGAGACACACACCUCGCUCCUCAUCACUCGCUGUUUCGAUGUUUCGUGUUAAUCGAAUGUUAAGGCAGGGUUACAGUGUCAGUUCUCGGCGGUAAUAUCCAAGAUUGUUCUCCCAUGAAACAAACAAUACUCUCGAGAACGGAAUACUUUCUGAAUAUUUUGAUGUGAUAGUACAGAUACGUACAUGGUGUUUCGUCAAUGGCUGCAGGAGGAGAACACGCGGGACCCCAAGCACGGAUCCGGACUCUGUUUGUCAGCACAUUUACUAGAACAGCGCACCUGUUCAGAGUAUAACAUUGGUUAGCACCAUCCGGUGUUCCUGUAUGUGGUACUGUUCUACCAGAACAGCCAACCAUCGUUGAACCUUUUCUUUCAAGUAAUUUACGACUCUUGUGAAGAACCUCACCAACCUAUCACACGCCACAUUGGCGUCCCGACUCUGCAGCAUGGACGCCAUGGAAUACCUGGAUGCCCAUGACGACAUCGAGUACCUUGCUGCGUUAGCUAAAAUGGGGGACCUGAGCGACGACAUCGACGACGACAUCCGCCCCUCGGCCUGGAGCCCUUCCUUCAGUGAAUGUUCCGAUCAUACUUACGCUACGAUGGACUGGGGUCGGCCCCGAGUGGGCAGGGACCGGAACGUGUUUAAGGGGUGUGUGCUAGUGUCCACGCUUCUGGAACAUUACCCCAGGCGCUUCAGAACAAGGGCUGUGGCCGUCAAGUUCUCCAAACGCCUGUUCAAGGAGGGUCUCAUCAGAAGCAUCUUUGGCGCGAGGACGUUCGAGGAUUCUCCUCAGUUGUUCAUGUGGCAAGAUGAUGAGGUCAUCAAGCGGCAACAUGCUUCUAUAAUGACGUCAUCCUAUCCGGCCAAUCAGACGCCAGGAUACAGUGUUGUUCAAAAAGAACCUCGGGACAGGUUGGACUUUAAACUUAUCGAAGACGUUAAAUAUAAAGUGCUACAUCGGGUUGAUGAUUAUAAUAUCGUGACGUCUUUCAAUAACUUUAUACGGGAGCUUGAACGAGACUUCCCGGAAGCUAGUCACGGAAAGAAACACGAGAUUCAGCGAUAUCCUCCCAAUACCUGGGAUACAGGGGUAAAACGAGAGAGCACGUGUUCUACAGAUAGUUCAGUAGAUACCCAGACAUACUUCAAACUGCGAGAUAGGAACGCCUACAAGUACAUUCACCCAAUGGCGUCGACAAGGGAGCACUCCGCAAUUCCGGAAGAACGGAUUCCGGAGAAAACAGAAAUGGCGGCAAUAGACUAUGAAAUGACGCCGGGAAUCCCCGGCACUAUAAAUAGCCACACAUCUUCGGGUGGCACUGUGGAGAGUGGCGAGUCUCAGAGACGCUGGGUUGAGCCCAGCUACUCGUACUCGGACAAUGAGAAGCAGCUGAUCGAGGAAAUGAAGAGGAUGAAGAAGGAACAUCAGCACAUCCUACGGACGUACGAGGAGAGGAUCAACAAGCUGAUGGCAAAGAUGCACGAGUUGAGGUCGAUUGCAGAGAUGCUGGAGAACUCUAGCACCAAGUCAUCACCCUAUGGGAUCCUCCCUGCCAAGGCCAGCCUACUCAACAUCAUCGGAACGAAGUUGGAGGAGGAGAGGAAACAGGCCGUGGCGUUGCUGCAAGAUGGGGAGAUCCCCCCUUCCCUACCCCCAAGGCCCAGUCGGGGUAACAAAGUGUAUCCGAACAAACCCAUCAUCCAUCCUCAAGUUAAGAUGAAGCCACUUCACUGGCAUCGCAUCAUACUGACAGAUGUUGGAUCCGAGUCAGGCACGGUGUGGCACAGCAUGCUGGAACCCAAACUGGAUACAGAGGACAUAGAGAGAUUAUUUUCCAAGACCGGAGAUCCGUCAUCAUCUGAUGACGUCACACUAUACGAUGACAUCUACUUCCGGAGAGGUCGCCCAAAGCAGCAGCCUGUGGGUAUAUUCGAUAGUGAUAAAUCCCAGCGCGUGACGUUAGAGAUGAAGAAACUACGUCACACUCUCAAUGACGUCAUACAGGCGAUGUCAUCCCUGGACAUGUCGUCGCUUCACAAAGACGGGAUGGCCGAUCUGCUGGAGUUAAUUCACACGCCUCGCGAGCUGGACAAGAUCCUCCACCACAUCAAGCGCAAAGGAGCGAGUAACCUUGACUGCCCGGAGUACCUGGUGUUUGAGCUGUCGAAGGUGGACCACUUCCGUGAGCGGAUCGACUUCCUGAGAUUCAAACACAGACUGCAGGUCAACUUAUUCGAGAUUGAUCAGCAGCUGCGAGAGCUGAACACUGCAUGUGAUGAGAUUACAAGCAGCGUUGCCCUGAAGAACCUCCUGGAGACGCUGCUGGCUGUCGGCAACUACCUGAACGGCGGCAGUUUGGAGCGAGGCCAGGCGGAUGGUUUCACACUGGAUAUCCUGACCAAGCUGAAGGACUCCACCGACAGGACGCGGCGCGGCAAUCUGCUGGAGUUCGUCAUGAAGACGUAUGUGCAACACUACGAGAACGACCUUGACCUUGGAUGCCCGACCCGGUUUAGGUUACCAGAACCUUCCAACAUGAGGCACGCUGCACAGGUGUCGUUUGAUGAGAUGCACCGGGUACUGGGCGAUCUGCGUGGGGAGGUGAACGCCAUCAGAGAGAGGAUCGAGUCGCUGUCGAAGAGAGAGAGCAGCAACCUGACCCAGACACUGAGAGUCAACAGCGACAACUUCGCCACAUGUGCCCUGGAGGUGGUGUUCGAGCAGGAGCGUGUGCUGGAGGACAGCAGGAAUAGAUUCCUGAAGACAACCGCCUACUUCCUCCAUGACAACAGAAAGUGCACACCGCACGAGUUCUUCCAAAUCUGGGCAACUUUCCUCCACGACUGCAAGUACUACUGGAAGCUGGCCCAUCGAAACCUGGCCAGGAACAAGUUCGAACUGGAGUUCAGGUCCAAGAGUCAGUUGUCGUCGUCCUCAGGCCAGGGAUUCAGCAGCGUCAAGUCCAAGAUGCUGAAGCAUCUCUCCGUGUUGAACGAUGAUAAAGACAUGAAGACUAACCGGGCGCAGCAGCUGAAGCACAUUAACAACUGGAUUGAGUCUGUGGGGAAGUACACCCAGGAGAUGAAGCCUGACCGACCUCCUCCGCCACGCGAGGGUGAGGACAACAGGGAGGUGGCGAAAUACACGUCCCAGCAGCAGAGGAGUCACUCCCCCUUCCCCAAGCCCAUGACUUCAACGCCCCCUAACGUGCACAAACCCCUGGCCAUCAACAAGACAAGUCCUGAAACUGUGGAGCAGGUUGUGAAGCCUGUUCCUGCAGAACGAAGUGCUAACUAUGAGAAUCAGCCCCGCUAUGUUGCCAAUUAUGAGAACCAGGAACAGGCUUAUGAAUCUCUGAACAAGGCAAGGAUGAACAAUGUGAGAAGUGUUCCAAGUGCCACCUUAACUCCAGGAACACAAGCCCAGGAGCAUAAGAAAAAUGGGCCGUUUUCUCUUAAAUCGUGGUUGAAAAGAGACCAACGCAGUGAUGACGAACAGGUGCAAAGUGCGGCUCAGAGCACGACUCAAGGCCAACAGCCUAAAUCUACAACUUCCGGAAAUCCUUUUGGGAAGUUACGUAAUACCGUGGUGCAGAAAUUUUCAAACAGUAAUAGUGCUAAGAAAACCACCGAGAACGAGGGCGGGAGGAGGGAGCGGGACGUAUCACGUGACAGAUGGGUCCAGUCGGAUCAGGAAUCCACGGAGAGGAAGCACAGGGAUGGGAGGAGAGCGCGGAGGGAUGAGGAGAAGAGGAGGCAUGAGAUGGAGAAGAGGGAAAAGGAACCCAGAGGUCAUGGUGGUCACUCCCAGGCACCGCCCGAUCCAAUACAAGCGUUUCAGGACAAGCUAAACAGGGACUAUCAGAAUUUCAAUUACGAGUCCCCAGUGUCAAGGACGUCCACGCACUCUGGACAUCAGUCCGUGCAAUCGACUCUCAGUAGUAUUCGCAGCAGGGACCAGUCUCCUUCCAAGUAUGAGGUCGCCCGUGCAGCCCGAGACAGACAUGGGUCAGGGCAGAGACACGUGCAGCCCGUGUCCGCCUUCUCUGACCAUCCCGGUGCUAGUGACGAGAACAAUAACAAGAACACUGCCAAGGUGUCCCCCCAGAGCGGCUCCUCCUACAGAACCAGGGACAGAGCACCCAUCGCUCUGGGGAGCAACAUCAGUAUUUCCGACGCGUAUACUCGAGCGCACGACGAUCAGACCCCUGUGGGUGCUGGGGACGCCACUGAUGCGCCUGUGGGACAUCUGAGCAACGUUGAUUCCAAGUGGGUGAAAGCUACAGCUGUGCCUGUAUACAAGGCCAAGCUGAUUCCUAACUAUGAGAAUCAGACGAAACUUGACCCACGGUUUGACGGCCCUGGGGUGAGAGGUCAAGCUGAACCGGUUGUGACGUCGCACCAUCAUCAGGAGUCGACUACAUCUGACGACUACCGCCACAUCCUGCAGAAGAAGAGUGAGCUGUAUGUGUCGCCGGGGUACGGCACCACCCAGAACAUGCAGAAACAAAUGACCCCAGACCCUCCCCGACCCAGCCGAUCUCACAAGGACUCAAGGAGGAGUGUCAGUGCUGGUAACCUCCCGGAGAGGCAGCUUCAUGACCACGCCCACCAGCAAGCCGACCCACAUCAUCCUACGCAUCCGGCAUCAGACAAACGUCCUGACCCCCGUGACCAAAGAGGUCCCGCUCACGCACCGUCCAUCACAUCACUCAUCGAAAGGUUUGAGAAAAAACCUGGAGACGAGGGAGGACUGUCUCGACAGUUGCAUGACAACGCCUGGCAGACCCCUGGGGGUCGGGCCUCGGAGCUUCAGGGUAAACCGGUGUCCAUGUCUACUCCUGUCUCCCGGAGGAAGAAUCUAGGUCUGUAUGAGGACCCUCAGGCACCACCCCCAAGUCGUCCUGACCGGGGCAGUAGGUACACUGACCAUCCAUCUCCGGCCCAGGCUUCGGUCGCCCCCUACCACAGCCACAACAACACCCACUACCACUCAACUCCUGUGUCUCAAUACUCCACGUACCACACCCCGGCCUCUGAGCCCCCUCCCAAACCUGCCCACACACCACACCACGCGCAGGGUGAACGCAACGAGGCUUACACUGACCAGCUCAGGAAGGCCGCCAAAACCAGUUCUGUGUUCGACCGCUACGGCAAACCAAAUUCGCCUGGCUAUGGCAGACACAACUCCCCGGGCGCAAUGGCUGUUGUGAAGCCUACCAUGCUGCAUCAAGGUGCUGUCACUUUCAUGGAAAUAUAAUUCCAUGGAUAAUAUAUAAUCAUUGCGACAUCUUCAUUUGUACUGAUAUUUAAGUGAUAACGGACACUUAUUGGGCAUCCGUGCAUAUGAAAGACCUCAGUGCUGCGAUUAAUGUGUAAGCGUGUAACUUUGUUACAAACAGUACAUUACUUAAUAUUCUGGGGAAGGAUUAAGAUCAUCAUGAGUGUAUGUGUGACCUGGCAAUAAGGUUAAGGUCAAAGCCAUCUGUGACCUGACAGCAAAUGAAGGUCAACGAUCUGCGGAAGUGUGCAUGUGACCUAACAGUAAGGUGAAGGUCAAAGAUCACAAAAAACUGAAAUUUAACCUGACAGUAAAGGGUCAAAGACAAUCAUCUGUGUAAAAUACCAUCUGUGUAUGUCAGAAGCCAUCAGACUUAUAGUAAGGUGGCCGCGAGAGAGAGCAGCAUCCUGAAUCAGUUAUCAGACGUGAAUGUGUCAGUGAGAUAGACGUGAAGAAUGGCCGAACCCUACUGUGAUCGUUAUAUAUAUGAACAAUAUAAUCGAACAAACAACAACCUGCUUCAAAAUGUUAUUGUUGCCUUGGAAAUAUGUGUAUUUCUGUGAUUAGACUUCCGUGACCAACUGACAUAAUUCUGACUGGUUUGAAAACGACUGUCUUACAAUUCUAACGUCGCCUUGAUCGACCUUUGACCUUGACCUGGAACCACUUCCGGCCUACAUUCUCUAGUAAGGUGACGUAAUAAACCCGGCCCAGAAAAAUAAAACGGCCGUUUUCAUUCUGUAUAUCUUCCACACAAAGUACUUAAAACUGUGUUUGCAUUAUGUUUAAUUUAUGACUUUUAAUUUAUGUUAUUAUUGCAAAUCCGUGGAUCGGCCCAACUGCGAUUCAGGUGUCGAAACUUUUUAUGGUAUUACUGUUGAUGUAUUUCUUUCAUCGUUGUUGAUAAUUUCAAGGGUACCUUGUUAAGUAUGUGAAGACAUACCAUGUUAUUGUCUCAUUGUUCGUCCUGCUUUCCAUGUCCCGCAUUUGAUGUGUCGUCAUGGCAACUGAACUGAUGUCACUGCAACAGUUUAGUGCCGUCAUUUUUAGGAUUUGACGAAGAGGGACAAUCACAAUUUUUGAAAAAUGUCUUUUUAAAGAAUGAUUCCAUCAUCAUCUAAUAACUUAUCUUAACGGUUUAUUUUCUUUCAGUUUUAUGGUUAUUUGUUUACUUUCGCGUGGUAUACUUACCAUGGAUUUCGUACAUGACGCUGGAAGAAUUUAAUGGAGAACUCACUGUUAAGAUGUAAAUGUGUAAUUACGUGGUUGAUUAUCCGUAAAUAAUUAAUGCAUCUCAAUAGCUAGUUAUCACAUCUCACUGGCUGGUUGUCACAUCUCACUGGCUGGUUGUCACAUCUCACUGGCUGGUUGUCUCUGAGAAACAAUCCAAUCCGUCAUCAAGUUCACUUGACACCAGGUUUUGUUUUUGGUGAUUCGUAGAAGUAUCGCAAUAUGAAUGUGCAUGCAUGUGCGUGUAUGUGCAUGUGUUUGUAUGUGCACUAUCCGGUUGUUGUGCUACAACGCCAGAGAAUAACCAGUCUCGAUUAUCGUCGGUAACACUGCCCUGUUCCACGAAGCGGUCGUAACGCUAUGGUGAUCGUAAUUCCCUUAAUCCAACUUUGUCUUACGACUGACGUAGCGCUAAGGUGAUCGUAAUUCCAUCACUCCAACAUUGCCUUACGACUGACGUAGCGCUAAGGCGAUCGUAAUUCCCUUAAGCCAACAUUGCCUUACGACUGUCGGAACGCUAUGGUGAUCGUAAUUCCCUUAAUCCAACAUUGCCUUACGACUGUCGGAACGCUAUGGUGAUCGUAAUUCCCUUAAUCCAACAUUGCCUUACGACUGUCAUAGCGCUAAGGUGAUCGUAAUUCCACCACUCCAACAUUGACUUACGACUGUCGUAGCGCUAAGGUGAUCGUAAUUCCCUUAAUCCAACAUUGUCUUACGACUGUCGUAGCGCUAAGGUGAUCGUAAUUCCCUUAAUCCAACAUUAUCUCACGACUGCCGUAGCGCUGCGAUCGCAUUGUGAAACGGGGCCCAGUUUCCACUGGGUAUAAAAAGCAGUCCUAAACAGUUAUUCUGUAAUAACGGCACAUCGCUACUGGAUCUUUUUGGUUCAACCAGAUGAGGUCAUCUCUCUGUUGGUACGCCAUUGUUUGCAUUGAAAGACGAUUAAAUAUAACGUAAUAUAUUCUCUGCCUAUCUUAUUAAUUGUGAGAAUAGUCAAACAUAUAGAAAAUUGUGUUAACCCAUCAGCCAGAGAUUGGUAUACUGGUAGCUAUAGCAACCGGUAAAAGCUAUUUUAAGUUAUUACGAAUCAGGGUUCAUAUCUUAUUAUUACAGUUCAGUGUUUUGCUAAAAUGAUUUCUCUGAAUUAUAUCCUUGUCUCUGUGACAUUUAACUCUCUCUGCGUUCGGCUCUGUGUUUGACGUCGGUGGUGAAUGUUUGAUGUAAUGUGAUGUCCGAAAGGAGUGUUGUUAGAAAGAUGAGAUCCGACAGGGGUAGUGUUUGAGAGAUGUAGCGCUUUAUGAUUGCUUGUGGUUGUGUCGACUAGAUGUUGUAAAGAAUCAAAAUAUUUCAAAAGUAAUAUUUGGUCAUUUUACAUGACAUAUUUACAAAUAAAUGGUUUACAAAGAAA
Messenger RNA from Haliotis rubra (blacklip abalone), 8752 nucleotides. RefSeq lists its product as uncharacterized. Gene Ontology annotation, cellular component: cytoskeleton; cytoplasm. The record is from RefSeq and is a predicted model, not a curated record. Gene Ontology annotation, biological process: intracellular signal transduction; cortical actin cytoskeleton organization; actin filament network formation. The transcript is spliced from 16 exons. Lineage: Eukaryota; Metazoa; Mollusca; Gastropoda; Lepetellida; Haliotidae. Gene Ontology annotation, molecular function: actin filament binding. Bases 1276 to 6093 code for a protein of 1605 amino acids.